CUUAAUCACGGAAACGCUACAGACUCUGUUUUCAUUCAGAAAGAAGCAUGAUUAUAUCAAGGAUGUUUGUGCGCUAAAUUUUCGGAAAUUUAUUAAAUGGGAAGUGUUUCGAAUUUCGGAAUAAAAUCAAAAUGAAGUCGUACGAUAUGGGAACCAGCCGAUACGGUGGUGGACCGAGCACCAGUAAAUAUGGCGGAAGUAGCGGAUACGGCGGGAGUAGCUAUCUAAACACUUCGUACGGGACACCCCGGUCCACUUACAGACAAUCCAGCUACGAACCCAGGCUCUCUUCCUAUGUAUCUGGAGGAUCCGUUAUGGAACGCAUUAAGCAGUUAAAUCCGGAAUCGCGAAGCGGAAGUUAUACACCGCUCAACAGCCGUCGAGCGGCGCCUCAGCGGGACUACAGUGCUGGUGCAACUUCGUUUGACAAAUAUUCCUCCCGAAGUGCUGGAAGUGAUUACAGUGCAAACAAUAGUUUAAAUCGUUCUGGAUAUUUAUCAGACUAUGGUGGGAGUAACCCUUCGCUUUAUGGAUCGUGGGAUAGAACGUCGUCGCGGUCCGGGCGGUAUGGCGGCGCUAGUCGGGAGACGUCUCCAGUCAGCUCCCGGGCGCCUCCUCCUAGACAGUACGACUACAGCAGCAGCGCCACGCCGUCGCCUUACUCGACGUACGUGCGAGGCUCGGAGGUCCAGCGUUCACCGAGCAUUCAGGAGGCCCAGCGUUCACCGAGCGUUCAAAACAGGUACGAGAGGCAGAACUCUUCUAGGUCAGACGUCUAUGAAGAGUCGCCACCGUCUCGACCUAGGCGAAAGUGGGAGGAGGACGUGUAUGGAGCAGCUAAGAAACGCGAAACGUCUCGCGAUCCAUUACCGGAACCGGUGAAACCGCCUCCGAAGGAUUACUCAAGUGACUCAGACGAUAGUGCACCUGAGGACGACAAAGGUCAUGCCGCUAGAUACUUAAUGAGCAGGGGUACAUCCCCAAUGCCCGAACCGGGUACCAGUAAACGCGACCGACGGUCGAAAGAGUUGAAUAGCGCGAUAAGUAAAGUUAAAAGAGUAAAAUGUCCGGCUAAAGACACUCGUGUUCGAAAGGGUGAUUUAAAACGUCGGAAGCUUGUAGACUGUGCUACUCAAACUAACUUGGAUGAGAAGGCGUCUUCAAAAAGAUCGCGACCGAGUGGGGGCAAUGCAGAAAAUCGUGUGUCGAGAGAAGAAAUGGCGAAAAUGGCCGCGGCCGCCCUUCUUAUUACUGAUGAUAAUGAGGGAACGAGCGAGAAUUUUUACAAACAGCGAGAAAAGUUCCAACAAGCAAAUGCACCGUUAUCGCCUCCCUAUAAUAAACGCCAAGGCGGUAAUUUUGAGCAAGAAAGUAUGUCCCCUCGGAGUCCUCGCCAGGCGGCUGUGUCACCUGGCUGGCGGAACGCCGUCUAUGACGACACGCCGCCUCCAAAGGUUCGUAACGAGGAGCGAGAGUCGCGAUUUGCUGAAAGUUUGGACGUUCCUGACGAGAAAACAUGGCGGAAAUCAGUUUACGGGGAGCCCCCGGCUCCCGGGCUGAGCCGACUGAAACAUUAUCAGACCGAGGAAGACUUGAGAAUAGCCGUUGAUGGGCCUCGGACCCACUGGAAACCUAAAACAAGCACCCCUAGGCCGCCUAUUUUACAGGAGCAGGACAGUACCGAAUCUCCCGAGGAGGUACGCCCGCCGCCGAUGAGGGAUCGCCGUUCACAUCAAGAGGUCGAGACAGAGAAACGGCGCUCUCAGCAGUCAGAAACGGAGAAACGGCGCUCCCAGCAGUCAGAAACAGAGAAACGGCGCUCUCAAAACGACAACGAAGGAUACCGUAGGUCUUCCUCACGCGACAGUAUGUUGGAUGAUAAGCCAUCUCGUCGGCGACAUCAGCGCACCUCCAGUCGCGACCUUCUAGACGAAUCUGAGAUGUCACAGCAAAGUGGUCGAACUGCUUUGACUCCCGAUACGCUUUCUUUACGUGAUAGCAUAGAGAAGGUCCAGAGCUGGAAACAGAAGCUCCCUCCAGGAAUCCAGGACACUAAUAAGCAUCUUAAAGCGGAAAUUUUGGACCGGCAUCCGGAGACUGGGUUCCCGAAAAGUGACUCUGGCGAAUAUUUUUCAGCUCAGGAACACAAUCAUUCGAUUUCCGGCCGAGGUCAAGAUCCACCACAGAAGUAUCACGAUCAGAUGUAUGGGCAGGAGCAUUCGCCGAUGUCACCUAUGUCACCUCCGUACGACCGUCAUACGUCCGAGGAGGACAUCCUGUCUCCGGGCGGUAAUCGACGUAAGCGCGGAAAACGUCACAUGUCCCGAGAAUUGUCCCAGGAAAGUAGCGUCUUCGAUGAAGAUCGCACGCAUCACCCUGUGAACAAAGAGAAAAUGAGAAAAUCCGAAUUAAAUAGGUCGGCAGAAAAAGAAAGAAGGGAGCUUGAGGAUCUGGAGCGUCGACGCCGGAUAUACGCCGGUGAAGAUCCGCAGGUAGUUGAGGAGUCAUUGCGUCAGCAAAGGGGUGAUAUCGUUUCGCCGGAUGAUAGUUAUCGCGGAGAGUCGCCGUCAAGGCGUCGGUCACGGUACACUUCGAGAAACAACUCGCGAGAGGAUAUGCUAGAAGAAAAACGCCCGCGCUCAAAACGGGAGUCCGAUCCCCAUGCGAGCGAUAGUUCCCAUUGCUUCAAUAGGGAGGGCUCUCCCAACAGACCCGGAUCGCGGUCCAAGCGUCGUAGCCGACCAAGCUCUCAGGAAGCGAUCCUAGACCAGGAUGACGGGAAGUACAUCCGGCCACACAGCAUGGUUGUGUCGAAUGAAAGCCUCGCGCAGAUGAGCGCCGCCAGCUCCAUCCCGUCAAUGCAUUCGGCGCAAACGGACGACGGAACCAUCCGAAACUCUAUACAUUCGGUAGAAUCGAAUGAGGUGCAGGAGAUCCCGUCGGACGAGCACAUCCCACAAUCCACGUCGCACGAGUCUAUGACCACUUCAGGUGGCUCACUUCCGGACAUAGUCCCGGGCGAAGACCUCUCGACAAGAGGGCACAUUUCGAAACAGAACGCCAAGAAACAGGCAACGAAACGGUCCGGUCUGAUCGGUAAAAUGGAUGACAUCGAUAAUCUCCUCAAUUUCAGCCCCAAUGAGGAGGAGUUUGUGGAGCGAGGGGCGGGCCUGAAGGAAAUCAUCCGCCAGAGCGCGCCCCACAUUAUGGACCAACCCGUCCCUCGCGACCCCUCGCCGCUCAGACCGCAGAACUCAGAAGAGAGGCUUAUUGAUAUCGACGAGCCGGGCAAAGUUUCGCCUCUGGCCGCCCCCUCCCCGGCUUCCGGGAGGUCGCGCGCGGCUUCAGAGGACCGGAAAUCCCACGCUCCGCCUCCCAAGUCAGCCAGUGCUGGGAAAGAGCCCCAGUUCGGCCAGGAGAUGUGGGACCUUCUGAAGGCCAAGAAAGGAUUGGUCGUCAUCGGCGACAUCUUGGAACUGUGCAUUAAGCCCAAAAAGCCGAGGUUCAUCCGGGUUCAUGGAAAAGAUGAUGACGAGAAGAGCUUCCGCGGUUAUGACACAGCCAAUGAGCUGCUGGAAAGCUUGCAGGUGGAUACCAAAAAGUUGGAACAGUGUGCACUACAGAUCUACCGUUACCACAAUGGCACGCAGGGUGACUACAGCACGUACCUUGAUCUCGAGUCCACAAUCCACGAACAGUCUGAGGACUUGGAUAACUUUGAGGACCACAGUUACCCCGCGACAAGUUCCGAACCCAGGAGGAAGAACGCCUUGAUAUUACGUACCCAGCUCACGGUCCGAGUCCAUGCUGUGAUAGAAAAACUACUGAAUUCCAACGGACGUGAGCUGCGCCGUGCCUUAUUCUCACUCAAACAGAUCUUUCAGGAUGACAAGGACCUGGUUCAUGAGUUUGUCAACAACGACGGACUGGACUGCCUUAUCAAGGUUGGAGCCGACGCCGACCAGAAUUAUCAGAACUACAUACUCAGAGCGCUGGGUCAGGUGAUGCUAUACGUAGACGGAAUGAAUGGCGUAAUAAAUCACAACGACACCAUACAGUGGCUCUACUCCCUGCUAGCCUCAAAGUUUCGACUGGUGGUCAAGACGGCUCUCAAGUUGCUGCUGGUGUUUGUGGAGUACACAGAGACCAAUGCUCAACAUCUCGUGCGUGCUGUCAAUGUAGUAGACAAAAAGAGAAUUGUGAAGCCGUGGACAAACGUCAUGGCUAUAUUAGACGAAAAGGACGGAGGGGACUCAGAGCUUCUUGUCUACGCAAUGACACUGCUCAACAAGGUUCUGAGCGCAAUCCCGGACCAGGAUACAUUCUACGACGUGGCAGACUCACUUGAAGAGCUUGGUAUGGAGCGUAUUACAUCGCGGCACAUGAACAAAAAUGGGGCUGACCUUGAUCUACUGGCACAGUUCCAGCUGUUUGAGUCUGCCCUGAAAGCCGAGGAUGGGGAGGAUGAUGAGGUCGGCCCCCUGGAGAAUCUCAGACGAAUGCCACGCAUCAAGAGCGAGGCCAGCAACGAACGCAAGAGUCGCCGCUACUCCACGGGCGUCACGCCAAACAAGUCCAGUGGCGGUAUGAGCAAACAGAGUAGCGCCCCCUCGUUGGUGGAUGUUGACCAGAAGGCGGCUGAGGAAUACAAUCGACGCAAGAUGAAACUCAAAGAGCGGGGAGCCCUGUUACCGGCAGAGCACGAGCAGAUUGACCAGAUGCCAGACAAGGCUCGAUUCAAACACCUACACCAGCUCAAUGAUGGGACAGAGGAACCUUCGUAUGUUAACGGCUCAGGAAAAUCUGAAUCAGUUAGUUCUGACAUUGUCACGGACCCACCUCUUACAGCUGAUACUCCGCGGACCCGCCGCGAUCGGCGUGCCCGGCAACGGGACUUUAUUAACGCAAUGCAAAGUGCCGCACCCCAGAUUGCACAGAUGUCAGGCGACAGAAUGUCUGUCGCCAGCACGUCCUCCACAAGUACUUGUAGUAGUAACAGUAGUGCACCUGCCGUUGUCAGGGACGCAACACAGGCUGACACUAAGCGUUAUUCCUCGCUGAGUUCGCUCAGCGAUGUUGAGUCACUGGACAACCAAAAACAAAUGAUUGGUCGGGAUCAGCCACCUGAUAGGCUGCAUGGACCUUCACAAGUACACGAGGAAUCUGGCUACCAGUCCACAGAUGACCUCGGAAGGUCAAGGACAGAAAACUCUUUCAACGAAUCUCAGUUACAAAAUGGUGACGACCAGGCAAUGUCGAACAAUAGACGUUGGUUGCUGUAUAAAAUGCAACACAAGGAUGAUGAUGGGCCACAACCUGUUAGUAACACGCAAAAUGUGAUAAACGAUCAUGGGCGAGAUGUAAAUCAGAACUCUCAUACUGAUAAUAAACUCGAAAAUGAGAAGAACAACAAAGUGAAAUCUGAGUUGGAGCGUUUGCACGGCAAGAAGCCUGAGGAAGAGGGUCCAAAGAAAGCAAGUGGUCCAGCAGGGGAUAAAUCAGGGCUUAUCAGUCAACGAUUGGAGAGUCUCAAUAAGAAAAAUGAACCCUCUAAACCAGAGCCAGUCAUUCAUAUGUCAGAUGUUAAACAAACUGAAAGUGAACUGCAGUGGGAAAGACUUCAAAAAAAGUUUCAUCGCUCCUUGAAAAUCAACGACAUGGAUUUUACGGAUUUAAAAGAUGUGGAUGACGAUGAUGUGUUUGCCCCACCGAAGCUGGUCUUUGGUGAAGGGUCCAUACCAGUGCCCCCACCGCCCAUGGCUGGCAGUGGCAUGGUCCCCCCACCACCCAUGUUUCCUGGUAUGCCACCGCCUCCUCCCAUGUUUGGAGGGCCACCGCCUCCCCCUGGCAUGGGACUGCCCCCUCCACCACCAAUGGGAAUGGGCGGGGCACCCACAAUAAUGGUAGACUUGGGCCCACCUCCUGCGGCUGAUCUCAAGAAAACGAAAAAGACUCUGAAACUUCAUUGGAAGAUUGUGCAACCAGAACAGCCCCAUCCAUCCACUAAGGGGGAGACCAUUUGGAAAAAUAUUGUGCCAAUCAAAGUGAACCCCGACCAGCUGGAGCACCUCUUUGAAACCAGGCAGGCCGAGCUUAAAGCAAAGCGCCAAGAGGCAGGGGCUAAGAAGGAGAUCACAGUGUUGGACCCGAAACGCUCCAACGCCAUCAACAUUGGUCUGACCGUUCUCCCUCCACCACGGACCAUCAAGACGGCCAUCUUGAAAAUGGACAACUCCAUCAUGAACAAGGAAGGCAUAGAGAAAAUCCUCAACACCAUGAUACCAUCAGAAGAGGAAAAAGCGAAAAUCCUGGAGGCCCAGCUGGCCAACCCUGACGUCCCCCUGGGCACAGCAGAACAGUUCCUGCUCACCCUGUCCUCCAUUAAUGAGCUGUCAUCACGCCUCAACGUGUGGCUCUUCAAGCUCGACUAUGAGAGCAUUGAGUCGUCCUUAGUGAAGGAAAUUGCUGAGCCUUUGAUGGACCUGAAAAAAGGAAUGGACGAGCUCCAUGGCAACAAGACAUUCAAGUACAUCCUGUCGGCAAUCCUCACUGUCGGCAACUUCCUCAACGGCACACCGGUGCGUGGUUUUAGUAUAGAGUACCUUGCUAAGGUUCCGGAGGUGAAGGACACGGUACACAAGCACUCCAUCCUGCAUCAUCUGUGUAUGAUCAUCAUGGAGCAGUUCCCAGAGAGCACUGACCUGUACUCAGAGAUUGGAACACUCACACGAUGCUCAAGGGUGGACUGGGACGAGUUGAAACGCAAGCUGGACCAUCUUGAACUGGACUGCAAGGCCUCAUGGGACAACCUUCGUGCAAUAAUCAAACAUGAUGGCAGUACCGUCUCUCAACUCAAGUCCAAAAUGUCCGAGUUUCUACAGGAUGCGGCGGAACGAAUCAUGAUUCUUCAGAUUGUACAUACACGGGUCAUCAAUAGAUAUCACAAGCUGCUCCUCUACAUGGGCUUACCUGUGUACCAGGCUAAGGACCUGAAAAUCAACUCUUUCUGUAAAAUAGUCAGCGAGUUUGCGCUCGAGUACCGGACCACACGCGAGAAAGUCCUUCAACUCUUGGAAAAGAAGGCCAAUCAAAGGGAACGCAAAAAGACUCGCGGAAAGAUGAUUGUUGAUGUGGGCAAGUUCAAGAGUUCAAAGGGCGGGUCUUCCAAGAAGGGUUCAGAGGAUGAGGAGGCAUUACAGAAGGUGCUUGCCAAUGGCUACACAAGUAGCGACGAUCGGGGGUUGCCAGGGAGACAGAGACGCAGCAGGUUGGGACCAGCAGACACAGCAAGUUUGAAAAGGAGCAGCCUAUCGGGGUCGCGUGGUUGCCUGACAACAGAUUCAGAGAUGUACGACACAGGGGAUGACGAGCUACUGGAGGCCUGCGUUCGUACUGCCACCACGCCAACCACUCGGGCCCCACGUGAGCGGAAGAAGGGGGCACGUAAUCGAAAAUCUUUCCAAGAUAGUGAUACUGAACAUUAGUCUACGAUCAGUAUUUGACCACAUAGGUUAGCUUGAGGAGAACCUUGAAGAAUGGACUUGAUGCGGAAGAAAUGAGUGCCAUCACUAAAUCAGAGAAAGUAUAAACUGCUUUGUUAGCAGAAUAGCGAAAAAGUGUGAGGAGUCAUCCGAAGUGUAUGUCCAAGUCUUCCAUUCUGCAAGAAUUAUUGCUGUUUCAUGUUCUGUGCUGUCAAUAAGAAUGUACUUAGAGAAAUCAUUAUACACUGUCAAUGAUCUGCAUUGACAGAACUAAAAUAAAAAUGUUAUCUGUUUUGGAAUGGUUGGGUUUAACAUUUUAAGUGUAUAGUUUUUGUUAACAUAGUAGUAUUAAUGUCAACAUAAAAAUGAGAUUACUAUAAUGUGCUUUCUCAGAUUAGUAUCUGAUGCCUUCAUAAUUGUGUCUUGUAAAAAAGAUGUUUGUCAUCUUUAAGAUAUUGUUAAGAUCAAGUUGUGGUAAAAGUUGUAUUUAUUAAAUGUGUAUUGUUUGAGAAGUAAGAAUUUAAUUAAGAAUUAUCCUAUCUAUAUUUGUUAUGUGUUUGUACAAAGUUCUUUAAUCUAUAUUUAUUUAUUGUUAGAUCCAAUAUGCAAGUGCUUAAAAAUCUUUAAUGUUUACUAACCUGUUAUUCUUUAAUUAAUUUAUACACAUAUAUAUAUAAAUUAUUAAACCAUUAGUUUCUAUAAAUGUAUUGGGAAAAAAAGACUGUUACAAUUGGGGUAAAGAACAAUACUGGGAUAUUUGACAACACACAUAAAUAUGGAUGUAGAGAAUAUUACUUACUGAAAUAUCUACAUGUAUCACAUCAAUUUUCAAUUUCAUAUGUUUUCAUUGGUUUGGAUUUUUUAAAUGAUCUUUUUUAUUUCAUUGGAAACAUAUACUAGAACUAUGCGUCCAUAUUGAGAACAAUGUAUAGAUGUACGGGAAUGGUAAAAUGUAACUAGAUUGUUAUGGUGAUAGUAGAAGAAUCCUAUUUUUGUAUUCAUGACAAAGUUGUAAAUGUUCUGACUGCCAUUUUUGAUCCGAUUAUUGACAUGUAGGUGUGAUAUUAUUGUUUUGUUUAUUUCGUGCCAUUGACCACAUGCCCCCCUUCCAUCUUGUUUGCAUUUUAUAACAGAAGCUGACACAUGCCUUUGUUUAUGUGUGUUACAAAGAUGAUUCAAAGCAGUUAUUUUAUUCUACAGGCUUUAUUACUUGUUGGCUUUUAGUAGUUGUGGGUCUUAUUGCUACAUCUAUUAUCAUCAUUUUAAUAUUUAGGUGCAGCGUUAUCUUUUCUCUUUGUCACCAUCAGUUUUCAUGUUACUUUAUGUACCAUGAAAAUAUUGAGGUUAAGGUUUUUUAGCAACUUACAAUGCAUUUCAAGUACCAUAUAACCAAAUGCUUUGUAUAGAUAGUGAAUGCUUAGAGCUUUGGUUCUUCUUCUACAUUAUUGUCUUUGUUAUUUUUUGUAAAAAACAGUUUCCAAAGUAUUUGUUUAUUUAUUUUUUAAUAAAAAUGUGUAUUGUUGUAACUUCAGUGUGUGUUACUAGUUUGACAGAAAUCCUGAUAAUUUUACAUUAAGUGUAAUAUACCCAUAUUGAGGUAUAAAUGUUUUCUAAACUCACAUAUUUAUUCAGUUCUUACAUAAAAUAUAUAUGUUGCAAAAGUAAUUCAACUUAUAGUAUGUAAUCUUGUAAGUAUUGUUAAAGUAUUAAAUGGCAUGAACUCUUUUGCAUUGGUUUAAUUCUCGUCAUUUACAUUUCAAUGUAUUUAUUAGUCCAUGAACUUGUGUUGUAUUAGAUAAAUAUCAUGUAUAAGUGCAAUGACCUUCUACUGACCCUGUGAAAAUUACUAACUAAACACUUUAAACAUCUUGCCAUUUGUUUUUGAUAAAUGAUUUAUAUGGUUUAUUAAAAAAAAAAACCUGCUGAUCUGCAAAAUAAAAAAGAACAACUGAUACAUUUGAUGUUUUUUUAUUGAAAGGUUAUUAAACUAUCUGUUGAUUCAGGACAAAAGGCAAACACAAGUUGUACAGUGUAACACAGAUUGCAUAAAUGUGCAAUCAGUCAUCUAUGGUAUGAACACAUUUUAAAUAUUCUGUGAUUGGCUUUAUAUUCAAUUUUUAUAAUUUAAAAAGUAAUGACAAUAAUAGUAAUUUGUUGACAGUUUGUCUCUUUGUGUGUUUUAUUUGAAAAUGUUUAAGCUCUAAAUCUUAUUAAACAAAACAAAUAUCUUGCCAUAUAUACGUCUGUGCAUAUAAAAUAUACAAAACAUGCAUUCUUUAUUGCUAUAAUUGCUUUUAGACAAUAGUGCAGGAUGUCUUUCAGUAUUGUAUUUAUUAACUUAAAGGUAAAACGUCGCAUACAUUUAAAACCUAACCACACAUAUUUAGUACACAUGUAUAUCCAAAUACAGUUCACUUCCAUAUGUAGUUAAUGUCUUUAAAUAUAUUGCAUUGAAGUAUGCAUACACAAUCGUAUCAUUCAUUAAUUCCAUUCUGUAAUAAAUAAUAUUCUGGGAUAACCUGAAUAGUUACCUGGAUCACAUAGAGAUUGCUUUUAAAAAACUGUGUACAAUGUCUCAAUAUUGUAUUGAAUUUUUAAAUUGGGUUGAUGAUUUCAAAUACAUGCAUGAAGAGUGUAUGUUAGGCCUCAUUUUGGCUGAAACAAUCUUUUUUUUUUUAAUUGGAACAUUCUUUGGUUUCCACAUAAAAAAAUCAUACAAUUUACAAUGUUUAAUUAUUUUGUGUGAACAAUGCUGAUAAGAAUUUUUACUAACAGGAACAUUAAAGUGACUCUUGUUCUCGGUAAGAAAAAUGAAAAUGAAAAAAAAUGUCAUAGAUAUUACAGAGAAUGUAUACGUUACAUUUAAGAAUUGAAAUAUUAACUGUUAUGGCUGAUAAAAAAAUGUCCAUUUGUUCAUUGAUAAUAAUUGUCAAUACAAAUGGGUAAAAUAAAAUGUUUCAAGUUUCAAACAAAAUAUGGAAAAUAGGUCUAUUGCUAACAUGAUGUUUGAAAAUACCAUUUGAAGUACUUCAGCUUCAUAAGUGAAGUGGUAGUCAGUUUUUGCUUUCCAAGGUCCCAGGGUCAAAUGCUGGGUACACAUUAUUUUUUAAUCAAUUUUUUUACUUGCUAUUAUAAUGAACUUUUUAAAGACUUUUCCAAGUGGUUAAUUUUUGUUUUGGAAAUACAUUUUAAGACUUUAAAAAAAUCCAUGAACAAGACUAUUAAAAAGCUGUUUCAGGAUUUAUGAAUGACAUUACUGCAUAUGCUUACGUUAAAAUAAUGUGUGUUCAGUAAGGCCGGUGUGAAAUCUUAUGUAUGUUAUCCAUGCAACUAUAUUGUCACUCUGUUAUUCAUUUGUUACGUAUGCCUUUCACCAUGUGCCCCCUUCAAUUUCAAUGAAUUUUUGCUCUGUCGUGUUUUUGUGAAAAUUGCUACAGAAAUCAAUGACAAGUAAAUUGUUAUUGCCUUCUUCGGUUAAUUAGCCCUUUACCACUUAGAUACAUGACCUUUCUUACUAGAUUCAAGUUUUAAAGGCUUCAUUUUCAACCCUUAGAUACUAAUGAGCAGCAAACAGCAUAAAACCUGAACAGGCUGCAAGUUACUCUCUGGCUGUUCUGGUUUUAUGCUGUUUGCACAAAGCCUUUUCACUUUGCUUCUAAGAGGGAAAGGGUUUAGGAAUGCAGAAAUAAGAAGUUUAGUAUAAGCCACAUUAAGUCGUAGGAUUUAUAAAACAAGAAGAACUAUUUUGUUCUCUUAGUUGCUAUAGAAACAGUGCAUGCUGGUAGUUGUAGGACCUUAUGUCUUUCUUUUUGUCACCAUGGAAAUGCUAUGGGCUUUCCCAGCAGAUUCAUGAUAAUGGUAUGAUUUUAUACAUUGCUCAUUACUGUCUCAAAACAGGCUGUCUUUGAUACAUCUACAUCAAAUUUUGCUUCAUGAAGCAUGUGUUUACUACCAAGCAUAUACACAAUUCUGUAUACAAAAGUAAUGUAUUCAUUUACAAUAACUCUGUUAGAAUCUCUAAAUGUAUAAUAAAAUAAAAUAUAUAGUUUACUAAAGAAAUACAUAUUAAAGAAGUUAUAUUUUCAGUGAAUGACUGUUGGGUAUGUAAAUACAUAUUCAUGAAGCAGACAAUUGUGUGUUUGUUCGAUGCUAUUUGUUACUGAAGAUAACUGCAUUUGUGUUUUGUUUACUUAUGUAUUAUUGCAUGUCAUCUAGCUGUUUCUUUUUAUUUUUCAUGAAAAUAAAUGUUAUAAAAGA
Messenger RNA from Dreissena polymorpha, 11738 nucleotides. RefSeq names its product FH1/FH2 domain-containing protein 3-like. Gene Ontology annotation, molecular function: actin filament binding. The record is from RefSeq and is a predicted model, not a curated record. The transcript has 31 exons. Gene Ontology annotation, cellular component: cytoskeleton; cytoplasm. Bases 132 to 7484 code for a protein of 2450 amino acids. Gene Ontology annotation, biological process: cortical actin cytoskeleton organization; actin filament network formation. Lineage: Eukaryota; Metazoa; Mollusca; Bivalvia; Myida; Dreissenidae.